AUGAAUCUUGAUGAAUCGUGUGGAAGUACGGUCUCAACAGUACAAUUAUAUCACGAAAAACAACAAAUGCAACUCUGCUUGGUGCAUACGCUGAAUACAUUGUUACAAAGAAAUGAAUUUAGAAAAGUUGAUUUGGAUUGUAUCGCGGAAAAUUUACAUAGUUCUCGCUGGUUCAACCGACACCGUUCAAUGUUCGGUUUUGGUAAUUAUGACAUUAAUGUGCUGGUUGCGGCAUUGGAAACAAGAAAUUUAAUGGUGAACUGGUUUGAUUCGAGGCGUUCCACUGCUUGUUUGGAUUUUUCGAAGAUUUUCGGUUUUAUAUUCAAUAUUGCAUCGCGUGGAUUUAUACCAUUCUGGACAGGGCAUCACUGGUUUACUGUACGGCAAAUAGGUGUUGCCGGAUUUUUCAAUUUCGAUUCAAAACUAAACGAACCAACGCCUAUUAAUGAUAUUGUUGCGUUUUCGGAUUCAUUAUUAGAAAAAGGAGCUCAAUUAAUGAUUGUUGUUGAACCUCAAAAUGCCAACAGUUAUUUAUUGAAUAGUAAAUGUUUGGUUUGA
Messenger RNA from Cercopithifilaria johnstoni, 558 nucleotides. The record is from the annotation of a GenBank genome assembly. NCBI's taxonomy places the organism in Eukaryota, Metazoa, Nematoda, Chromadorea, Rhabditida, Onchocercidae.